ACGUGCAUGAUAACAAUAUAGCAGGUUGUCCUAAAAAAUAGAAACACAGGUGUACAGAGGUCGUUCUAGCUCAGAAGAAGUACGUCCGUGACAGAAGGGCACUAUGUCAGGGACAUUGUUCUGGAAGUGUCUGUUAGUGGUGCUACUGUUGGGGUUUACCCGAGCAGGGACUUCCCCCACCUUCAGCGAGAGGGCCGAACUGUACCCGAAGUCCAAAGUCCUUGUUCACGGAGAAGACACCGAGGCUGAACUGCAACGUUUGCCCAGACCGGCUGCUCCAACUGCGAGGAAAGCCGAAAUGUACCCACUCUCUCGCGUCGCGGUUCAUGGUCAGGAAAAAGCAGAAUUGUUUCCCCUCUCUAGAGUAGCGGUGGGUCACGUGGAGAAAGCCAAAAUGUAUCCACUUUCCAGGGUACUUGUGGGUAGCGGUGAGGAAGCCAAGAUGUAUCCACUCUCAAAGGUAGCUGUUCAUGGUAUCCAGAAAGCAGAAAUGUACCCACUUUCCAGAGUAGCCGUCCCUGACGAUAUUCGGAGAGCCGAGGUGUACCCAGAAUCUCGGGUGGCUGUGCACGGUAAUGAAAAGGCCGAGAUGUUCCCCCUCGCUAGGGUCGCUGUUCAUGGCUUCCAGAAAGCAGAGAUGUAUCCACUUUCCAAAGUAGCGGUGGGUAGCGUUGAGGAAGCCAAGAUGUAUCCGCUUUCAAAAGUAGCUGUUCAUGGAAUCCAGAAAGCAGAAAUGUAUCCACUGUCCAGAAUAGCUGUUCAAGAUACCCAGAAAGCUGAGAUGUACCCACUUUCUAGAGUAGCGGUGGAAAAGGUUCAUGAAGCCAGGAUGUUCCCUCUUUCUAGAGUCGCCGUUCACGAUGGUCCUCAAGCAAGGCUGUACCCUCUACACAAGAUGGCCACCUAUGACCAUGUCCAGGCACGGCCAUACCCUCUACACAAGAUGGCCACCUAUGACCAUGUCCAGGCACGGCUCUACCCCGUGUCCAGGCUCCGUGUCCACCACGACGCUCCAGUGUCCAUCAGUCUGAGAUCUGCCGAUGACCAGUGCAUCCGUGUCCACGACUGACCAGGGAGUUUCCCCCGACUCGGCAGAAAGAGGAAGAUGGCAACAGGCGGGUCCAAGAGCUUUUAUUCAAGGUUUACAACAGCGUCAUUUCAAGUGCUAUGAGCACAGAAAGUAUAGAAAACAAAAUUAAAUAGACUUUAAAACGUAUUUGGAAUAGUUAAUGUUUCGUUCUCCUUGACAGCAUAGAAAUGGUAUGGGUUUCAAAAGUUACAUCCUUAUCAAGAGCUUUUAUGGAAGGUUUAUAACAGCAGUCAUAAUAAGUGCUUGAACACAGAAAGUAUAGACAUCAAUAAAUUACCUUUAUAACUUCAAAAAGAAAAUACUGAAUGUUUUGUUCGUUGGGACAGCACAGAAAUUGUUAUCGGUUUAAAAAAGAACAUCCUAAUCAGUUCGGUAGUCUAUGGAAGCCUUUUUAGUUGCUUUUUUUUUUAGUUUGAAAUUUUUUUUCUUCUGAUUAAUCUUAUGCAAAGAACAGUAGGUAUCUGAGAAGCUAAAGAGUUCUUAAUUUUCAACAAUGGAUACAUGUAUUGUUUUGCAGAAAUUAUAUGUAAAUGUCGCCGUCUUAGUUCUAGAAAGCCGUGUUCACUAUAAUUUAAAAGAAAAAAAGAAAAAGACAAGAGAAAGAAGUAUUUUUCUGUCACUUGGCACAUCUAUUAUCCCUCAGUCAUUUGUUUCUUUCUUAAUUAAAAUAAGCAUCUAAUAAGAGAGAUAGAACUUAAACUAUUUGUACCUUUCCAUUAGACAGUUUGACACAUUUUGUUAUAAUCAGUUACGCUUUUCUGUAACCAAGAGUGUCAAAAAUAAAAGACUUGAAAAUUUUGA
Aplysia californica (California sea hare) is the source of this 1891-nucleotide messenger RNA. RefSeq lists its product as uncharacterized. The record is from RefSeq and is a predicted model, not a curated record. Lineage: Eukaryota; Metazoa; Mollusca; Gastropoda; Aplysiida; Aplysiidae. The transcript has 3 exons. Bases 104 to 1069 code for a protein of 321 amino acids.